GUAACCAUUGAGAUUAAAGGUUUCUCAAUAAUUGCAGCAUUUCUGAGAUUGUCUGUGAUCCGCACCAAAGACAUCGUAACAAGAUUUAAUUUGUUAGCAUUCAGUUUCGCGAUGACAGCGUUGGUAAGUGCGCAGAAAGAUGAACUAGUUCUUCUUUUUGUAAGCCAAGACGUUUUCAACGAAACUUUCUACAGAAAUCACGAGAGCUCCGCCUUGGUGCAGUUGAAGGCGCAAGGAUUCACCGAAGUCCAUGUGCGUUCCAUCGGUGAACAGGAUGAAAAACGCAUCUACAAUAGUGAGAGCCUUCAAGUUUCUAUUUGCCUUGGGGAAGACUAUAAGUUUCUUGACAGUGAAAGUUAUAAUUUUCAUUUUGCUGUCGAGUCGUAUGUCUGGUGGAACACGGGACACGUUAUUAAACUUUCUCUAGGAAACACCAGAGAUGUCAGAAUUCUUUGCGGAAAGAUCAGUAUAGAGGGACAAUACGGACAUAGAAGCCAGAAGCAUUUUUGCGAAACGGGUAAGUUAUUCACUAACAAUUCGUCUUAUAUAAUGAUUGCAACAACAAUGAUUUAGUGAUCAUUAGUAUUUACGUCAUAAUAAUGGCGGCGACGAUUUACAAAAUGAUCAUCUGUCCAUACCCAUGCCCCCCUCACCAUCAUUAUCAUCAUUAUCAAGUCUCCUUGGGCAAUGGCGCGCCGCACACGUUACUAUCCUAUAUGCCUGCUUUUAAUUCUUUCGAGAAGGCAAGACUAGUGUCCAUUUUGCGGGAGUCAACGUAAGUUAGCAUUUGUCUCCCACGUGAAGCUUAGCCUUGUUGUAAGCUCUAACAAGAACAACCCAUUCACUUGCAAGUCCUCUUGCCUAAUGCAGUGAUCAGCCAUUUGGAACCUGUGUGCUCUUUUUUGCGGAUAGCAAGGGGAUAUUUCCAUAGAGGUCAACGUUCCGAACGUGGGCCUUCCAUAAAACAUGCAUAUGACAAAGAUAAAGCGAGUUACAUAAGGACACCAACCCACGAAAACCCAUGGCCUCACCAGUACCUCAAACAUGCGCACAGCCAUAUCACCUGGGCAGUGUCAACCAUGGCCAGCUGUUUCUCCCUUAUAAGGGCACAUCAGCAUGACAUAGCCGUGCGGCAUGGCCGUGGGCUUGCGUGAGGUACUGGCCAGUCUGUUGGUGGUGUCCGUGUGUCACUUGCUUUACGUUUGUCUAACAUUCAUAUCCAUAUCAUGCAGGCAAAUUUUGAAUGAAUUUGUCCGGUUACUGAGGUCGAAUGCAUGAAUAAGCCAUCGACCCGAGAUUCAUUCUGUAACAAAAGACCUACUGAGACCCACCGCAAUAGUGUGAAUAGCCUGCUAGCAAGCUCUCGAGGGAGGACACGGUGGGUGGAAAGACAGGACGCCCUCCCCCCCUAACUCACCCACGGGAGCUUGUUAGCGGGCUUAAGAGGCAGACGUAUUGGGAAACCCAAAAAAGUAACAUCGCGGCCAAAAAUAAAAUCCUUUCAGUAAACAGGGCCUAUCUGGAGAAAUAUAUAGGAGGUUAAGGCCAGUUUGCAAACUCCAGGUAAUAAUUGCACAUGCUGUUUUAAUUUCUUACCCCUAGAAUUGAUAAAAUUUAUUGUUACAGAUCUGAAUGGAUAUGUGAUGGAAGUAAUGGGAGCAAAGGGUGAAAUUUGUAACUUCCGACCGAUUGCCCAGAAGUUAAUGAUGCCUACAGGGCGAGUUGAUCAAGUUCUGAAGUCCUGGAAGAACGAAGACCAACAGCUGGAGUUAAUGCUGCAGUACUGGAGGAAUGAAAACGAAGUUUUGGACGGUCACCAGGCUUUAAGAAAAGAUCUUGAAGGUCUACGGCACGGUUAGUUGACGUAAGCUUAGUUCCUUCUCUAUAUGCUUGUUAAUUGAUUGUUUAUGUCUUUCUCCUUUGCUUAACAGGAGAAUCAACAGGGGCACUCAACGUCAAUUUUUGCAAAAUAUGUGUUCAGAAGACGAUUUGAGAUCUAGAAUUUUCGGAACAUUUGUUGUAAAAUUUCUUGCUUGUCUGCCUCUCCUUGGAUUUUCGAACGUCUAAAACAUGGUAUAAUUGCCCAUUUUUAACGGAUUUCUACCCUAAAAAGGUUGCCCAGAAUUUUCGGGAGCCUUUUUUUUCUGGCUGAAAUUUUCGAAAGAUAAGUUUUGAUCCCUAUAACUUUCGGAUCACUAGACUUACAGCUAGGAAAUCCAAACAGAUGAAAAAUUUUAGGGGAUAAAAAUAUGCCUAUAUCUACCGUUUAAAUACUAAAAAACGUUUAACAAUGCUAUGUUUAAGUGGUUUUGAACUAUAUUCUCGUAGGGUGCCCCUGAAUCAAAUUUAAAUUCGAUAUAACAAGGAUAAGACAGAUAAGAGGAGGUGUCUUCGUCACUGCAGUUCCAUUUUUUACGAAAAAAUUAAGGGUAGUUAAAGUGCAUUGUUUGGAAGUAAUGGGUAUGAUUAUGAGAAAAUAACUAAGGCACCGUUUAUAUAAUAAGAAUAAGAAUAAGAAUAAGAAUAAAAAUAAGAAUAAGAAUAAGAAUGAGAAUGAGAAUGAGAAUAAGAAUGAGAAUGAGAAUAAGAAUAAGAAUAAGAAUAAGAUUGAGAAUGAGAAUAAGAAUGAGAAUGAGAAUAAAAAUAAGAAUAAGAAUAAGAAUAAGAAUGAGAAUGAGAAUGAGAAUGAGAAUGAGAAUAAGAAUAAGAAUAAGAAUAAGAAUAAGAAUAAGAAUGAGAAUGAGAAUAAGAAUAAGAAUAAGAAUAAGAAUAAAAAUAAGAAUAAGAAUAAGAAUGAGAAUGAGAAUAAGAAUAAGAAUAAGAAUGAGAAUAAGAAUAAGAAUGAGAAUGAGAAUAAGAAUAAAAAUAAGAAUAAGAAUAAGAAUGAGAAUGAGAAUAAGAAUAAGAAUAAGAAUAAGAAUGAGUAAGAAUAAGAAAAAGAAUAACUUAAUCACUUAUAUUGCGCAGGUAUUCAUAAAAAUGAUCAAAUGCGCCUUAAAAACUACAAACCUAUUUACAAUAAGCAAAACAAUAAAAAAAUAUACACUUCCGCCAUAAAAAUGUAAAAUAUCGAUAUGUAACAAUUAAAAUUCAUUCAAACCAUAAGCAAACUUAAAAAGAUACGUCUUAAGAUUGCUCUUAAAAGUAUGCAAGUUUGGAAUAUCGCGAAGCUCACGCGGAAGAGCAUUCCAUAACUUGGGCGCAGCCACCUGAAAGGACCUAUCGCCUAGUGUGACCUUAGUUCUAAAUGUUGACGAUGCUAUACAGAAACCUUGACCCAGAAAGAGGAGUCACCCUUCCAGACGGCUCAACGUCAGCGAGCGUUUUAUGAUGACAAAGUUGAUCCCUUUGCCCUAGCCAACUGCACUCGCGGAUGCUCUAAUUGUCUCGCUUUGACCGACAAGUUUAUCAAGUUUCAAGUUUAUUUAUUAUAUGUACAUGUAAAAGACUAUUACAUACAAUCUGACGGACCUGCAGGUAGCUAAAACUAAUCGAGGCCGGUCAGUCUCACAAGUUUUAAAAUAUUACUGAUGUCAAAAAAAGAGAUUAACAAAAUAACAGUUUUUAUAAAAAAAAGGAGAGAAAUGAAUAAGUAAUAUGGUUCCACAUUAAACCAAAAAAAGGAAAACUAAUCAAAGGACAAAAAAAUAAGAAACAAUUAUGAUGAUAGGUACUAGUUACAUAAUUAUAGAGAGAAGAGUUCUAAGUUAAUAUUUUUUAAGUCUGGCCAUGAUUUUGUCGCUAUCUAUAUAGACUCUAUAUACUUAGCUGUCUUCGGUUUUCAGUAUAUUUAAUAAAGCUCCUUUAAGUUUUUUUUUCUGAAGGACUUCCUUGAUAUGAGUUUAAAGCUAUUUGGCAUCUCAUUCCAUAUCUUUGCGCCAACACGAGAAAUGAAAUGUCACCGACAUGACUGAGUUGACCCUGCUGGGUGAGCCAAGUGUUUAUGGAGAAAAGUUUGCCGAGGAGGGUGACUCUAGUAUCGAAAAAGGGUCAAUCGGCUAGGUGUGUCACCCUUCUAGCCGAGUCAACGUUUUGUUUCCACGUUUUGUAGGGAAAUAUAGGCGAAGUUGGCUCGCUUAGGGUAACUCGGGUCGGUAAGUAACCCUUCCACCUGGGACAAGUUUUCUUUACAUAAACGGGGUCUAAAAAUGUAAUGUUCAACUUCUUCAUCAUGUGUACAUUGCACCAUAAAUGUUCACUUUUUCAUAAGGCGUUUGGACAUCAAAGACUUUUUAGGGAGAUGUUGGACGCUUCUUAAUGUGACACAGUCCGGGAUGGUUAUCAAAUUUGAUGACCACGUUACGUCACAGUGGAGUCUCAAAAAGAUAAAGUUAUCUCGACGUUUCACUGCACAAGAAUGUUUCCUGGCUGUUAAUGUCUGAAAUUUCACACAAUAACUUUUAUUUAAGGUACAUUUCACUUGCAAUUUCAUUAGUUUGCAGAGUCACGCAAAGAGGUCAGAUGCAUGUCAGACACUUAAGAGAACUUGCAGCCACGAUUUCUGGCUUAAAACACGAAAAUUCUGAUCUGGCGAAGAAUCUUAAGUGCAAAAUUCAAACCGUUUGCAAGUCGAUGUUUCGGGACUGCUGCAUUGAGUUGGAACAUCUCUCGGACAAGAUAAAAAGAGCGGCCUCUUCUACAAACCACGUUGAUUAUCUGGAAAUGCAUGGUGCCUUACCCAAAGAUGUUGCGCUAAUUUACCAACGAAUAUGCUCACCCACGACUGGAUCGCCUAAGUUCAUAAUUAAAAGUUUUGUUUUGGUAGUUCCGCAACUGAUUCAAACCGUGAAAGAUGUUUACGUUUAUAAAGAGAUCUUACAAGUUCAAAAUGGCCUGAGAGGCCUUCCGGAUAAAGUGUUGGAACAGUUUGUGUCAGAUGUUCGAGAUGCUGAGAGGAAUAACAAAGUUCGGCCGCUAGUAGGUCAGAUGUGCAAAGUUCUUGAAGAUUUGUGUCUUGAAAAUUGUGGAAAGAGGUCUACCGCUGAAAUUGAAAGGUGGGCCAAAGGCUUAGCUCUUCUUUCCAUGCUGGAAUUCCUCAAGACUUUCUUCCAGUACUGCCCCCAAGAUAUUAGGUUGCACACGAGAUUAGAACUGUUUUCAGGCAAUCUGAGAGACAUCAUGUUAGAAUUGAUGGAUGUUGAGGACGAGGCUCUCGUGCGAGAUCUUUCUGAUGGGGUUCUUAGCCUAAUUGCUACCGCUGAAAUUGAAGGGUGGGCCAAAGGCUUAGCUCUUCUUUCCAUGCUGGAAUUCCUCAAGCCUUUCUUCCAGUACUGCCCCCAAGAUAUUAGGUUGCACACGAGAUUAGAACUGUUUUCAGGCAAUCUGAGAGACAUCAUGUUAGAAUUGAUGGAUGUUGAGGACGAGGCUUUCGUGCGAGAUCUUUCUGAUGUGGUUCUUAGCCUAAUUGCCUUUGCUCAAUUUGACCCAUCGAAGCUGGUUAGGUUUGAACUCCUCGACAUAACAGGUGCGCUUCUGGACUGUAAAGCGAUUGAAAAUUUGAAGUACGACAGGCAUCACGACUCUUACUCUCAGCAUUUUUAUAUAAGGAACGAAUCGGAUGGCGAGCUACAGGUUCAUGCAGUUGCAUGUGUCCUCAUCGAUGGCCUUAUUUGCAAAAUUGGAGCCUUUCAGUCAGUGGUUUUGCUUCGUCCUUCUGGGGAACCUGUGUUUGACAAAUGCAUGACGCCUUUUUGUGGCGUCACCGUGGCAAAGCAGAAAGAUAAAGAUUCUGAAAAUUUUCGGAUGGUACUUUGUUCAACCCAAAAGGAGAAACUUUCUGACGCACUAGACGUACUAAGGGGAGAAUUGAGUGAAGACUUGAUAGAUUUCAAGAAGUCGGUAAUCACUCCUUGCCACCUUGCAAUGCGCUCUGUUCCUGGGAAGAAGGAUGCAGUUUUGAGUCUCCGCCUGGUGUACAAGUGGGGAUCCGAGGCAGUCUCUGUAGACAGCAGUGAUUUUUUACCUUUUGCAGAUUCCACCGCUGAUGGCGCCUGGAUACCAGAAGUACAACUUAAGGGUAAUAUAUAUAUUUUUUAUAUCUAA
This is a messenger RNA of Porites evermanni, 6042 nucleotides long. NCBI's taxonomy places the organism in Eukaryota, Metazoa, Cnidaria, Anthozoa, Scleractinia, Poritidae. The record is from the annotation of a GenBank genome assembly.